Messenger RNA from Aspergillus wentii DTO 134E9, 478 nucleotides. RefSeq lists its product as uncharacterized. The transcript has a single exon. Lineage: Eukaryota; Fungi; Ascomycota; Eurotiomycetes; Eurotiales; Aspergillaceae. Bases 5 to 283 code for a protein of 92 amino acids. The record is from RefSeq and is a predicted model, not a curated record.
GCUCAUGCAUGCCAUUCUCUUCUGCGCGUCUUUUCUCGUCAUCAGAGAAACCAAGCAGCAUUCUCUCGAGGAGAUCUCUUCAAUAUUCAAACUGUCUACUAGAAAACUCGUCCGGUAUCGGCUAUCCAAAGAGCUCCCGUACAUGAUUAACCGCUACAUCCUCCGUCGACACGUUCGACUAGAUGAUAUAGACAGACAACAGCAAUAUCCAACGCACAGUCGCUAUACAGAUGAAGGGGGUGUGGUCGUGGAUGAAAAUGAUUACCAGGAUAGUCCAGUGUGAUGUUUACUUCGAUCUAUCUAUAAUCAUAGAUGAAUAAAUACUAGCUGCCCAAUAAACAGCCUGGAACAUUCCAAUAAUUAAUAAGGUUGGCCAUGACCCACAUUUAUGGAUUGUACAGCCAAUGAUGUAGCGUACCACGCGGCUGAGGCUGCGAGUGGGGCAGCUGAAAUCGAUCUUAGAUACGGUACUGGCUAG